CCUCUCCGGAACACGAGGUGCAACCACGGUCCCCCCCGGUCCCCCCGGCGGUGGUGCGAGCUGAGCCUGCUGCAGAGCUGAGCCCCGCGCUGCGCCGGCGACCGCUGCAGGUUGUGCAGCUGUGUCCGAGACGCCCCGCGCGCCCGUGGACUCUGGCCAGUCCCCAGGCCGGGGACGCACGAGGCCCGAUCUGUCCAACCUCUGGGACGAUCCCCGCCCUCCUGCGCGGGCGGUUCGCCUCCAGGAGGCUCCGGAAGGGAAGGAGGCGUGUCCGGAGCGGGCGGGCGAGCAGGAGCUGUAUAAAAAGCCCUGGCGGCGCAGCAGCCCGGGCUUCACUUGCUGUCUGUCACUGGGACCGGGAGUGCUGCGGGAAAGCAAACGGCCGAGGACAGGGCUCUGCGCUCGGGCUACCCAAUGCUGGGACUAUCUGCAGCCGCUGCUCGUGCAAUAUGCUGGAGCUCCAGAACAGCUAAACGGAGUCGCCACACCGCUGCCUGGGCUGGAUCGCAGCGCUGCCUUUCCUUAUGAAGAAGACACAAACUUGGAUUAUCACUUGCAUUUAUCUUCAACUGCUCCUGUUUAAUCCUCUCGUCAAAACUAAGGAGAUCUGCGGGAAUCCUGUGACUGAUAAUGUAAAAGACAUCACGAAAUUGGUGGCAAAUCUUCCAAAUGACUAUAUGAUAGCCCUCAACUAUGUCACCGGGAUGGAUGUUUUGCCUAGUCAUUGUUGGUUACGAAAUAUGGUAGUCCAAUUGUCACUCAGCUUGACUGACCUUCUGGACAAGUUUUCAAAUAUUUCUGAAGGCUUGAGUAAUUACUCCAUCAUAGACAAGCUUGUGAAAAUAGUGGAUGACCUCGUGGAAUGUAUGGAAGAAAACGCACCCAAGAAUGUAAAAGAAUCACCGAAAGAAGCCAGGCUCUUUACUCCUGAAGAAUUCUUUAGUAUUUUCAAUAGAUCCAUUGAUGCCUUCAAGGACUUUAUGGUGGCAUCCGACAAUAAUGAUUGUGUGCUUUCAUCAACAUUAGGUCCUGAGAAAGAUUCCAGAGUCAGUGUCACAAAACCAUUUAUGUUACCCCCUGUUGCAGCCAGCUCCCUUAGGAAUGACAGCAGUAGCAGUAAUAGGAAAGCUGCAAAGACCCCUGAAGACCCGGGCCUCCAAUGGACAGCCAUGGCAUUGCCGGCUCUCAUUUCUCUUGUAAUUGGCUUUGCUUUUGGAGCCUUAUACUGGAAGAAGAAACAGUCAAGUCUUACGAGGGCAGUUGAAAAUAUACAGAUUAAUGAAGAAGAUAACGAGAUAAGUAUGUUGCAACAAAAGGAGAGAGAGUUUCAAGAGGUGUAAUUGUGGAUGUAUCAACAUUGUUACCUUCGCACAGUGGCUGGUGACAGUUCAUGUUUGCUUCAUAAAUGAAGCAGCUUUAAACACAUGCCUAUUCUGUCUCAAGUGACAGCCCUCAUCUGUGUCUGUUCUUGCUACCCGUGACUUUGUACGGAUGAUUCCGAAGUUGGAGCUGAGCGUUUAGCAGUGAAACUGGCACUGAAUUUAUCAUCUACAAAGAAGAAUUUACGUGGAGCAGGACUCUGGAGGUUUUGCAAGUGAUGAUGGGGAAGAGAACACGUGUCUAGUCCACUUGCGCCAUUUGCAAGGCUUGAGAAAUGUCUAAGUGCUGAAAAAACCCACACAGCUUUGUUCUUCAGUUACAACCUGCCGUCUGUAAUUAAUUCUGGUCUCUGCAAGUAGAUCUCAGCCUGGAUAGUGGGGGCGGGGGGAAUUUUUUUUUUCACAAAGGGAUGUAGAAAACAGUUUUAAAAACAAUAACUCCACAGCAUCAGCCACUGUUUGGAGUUGAAAGCCAUGGGGAGUAUUUUUUUUUUUUUUGGACAGGUGUAUCUGCUCAGUAGUUGUGAUUCGCAAGAGGAGCCUAAGCUUCUUCGGCUCUUCCUGAGGUAAACCAUGUGCACCAUAUCCCGCCAGGAAAAUGGACAUGGUUGACUGGUUCUAUCCACGCAGCAGAGCCAGUGCUGAACUGAAGUAUGAUGCCAUGGUAUACGGAAGACUCUCUAGUACGGUCAUCACAGCAGAAAACUGUAGACCUGGACCAGCAGAAGAGCAUGCCAAGGAAGACAUUUGGCCCCUAGUGAAGCCGGUCUUUCCCCUUGACCACCACUCUAGAGUGUGUAAAUCAUGUUUGCAAAAAUAUAAUGUGACAUGUUUAUGUUUGGAAACUACUACAGAGAGAUGAAAACAGACUUGGGAGAAAAUGCUGAAUGUGUAAUAAGUCCCAUUGUUUAAAAGAAGUUACUCAUGGGAGAGAAUAAAUGAUGGUAUGUCGUACCUACGGUUAGAAAUGUACACUUUAUGCUAAUAUGGGUGUUGCAAACUAAGUAACUGGGUUUGUACAAGAAUGCCAGGACUCAGAAAACAUUAUUUACAGUGUAACCAUUAUCUCUUUAAAGUAUCCAUUUAUUUAAAAUCAGACACUAUAUUCAUUAAGGUUUAUGAAACGAAAUAAAAAGAGAGCUUUAUGUAGUUAUGCAUGUCAGUUUGCUAUUUAAAAUGUGUGACAGCAUUUCUCAUAUUAGACAGAAAUGGGCAGUAAUUCCACAAUGAACAUUGUGCUUUUAAAAACCAGAACUUGCAAGAUAUAUUGUGGAUUCCCCUGGUCCUUUUUUUUUUUUUCUUAAAUAGUGAGAACAAUUGACUAAAAUCAAAGAAUGACUUUUCUUUUGCUUUUAUUUUGGUGAAGGUUCUUUUCACCUACUCUAGACGUAUACAAAAUUUAAAGCUUUUUAUUCUUAAUCCUUGUAAUAAUUUUAUGUGCCCUGUACCAAAACCUUGAGACAACCAUUUUCAAUGUAAUUAUGCAAAACUGCAUGGAGACCUAACUGCUAGCUUCUAUUCUGUCUUGAAAGUGCAUGAAAAAGCCUAGCUUACAUUCAGAGCUAGUCCAAAUACAACUCCAGUACGUGGCUGCUGCUCCUCUUUAUGCCAAAGAGAUCGUUUCUAUAGUUCCUUAUCUACAGCUCCGAGGGUCCUCCAAUGCUGUCAUUCCCACAAGAUGAAGCCAAGUGCAUUGAGACACUACACUUACUUGUUCAAGCCCUCACCUAUCCCAGGCUGCAGCUGAGAAAUCAGGUUAGUUCCUGAAAGGGCCUAUUUUGUUGUUUGGCAUUUAGUUUGCUUUGAGAAGAAUAAUAGAUGUAGGUUAGCGCAAAUCAUAGGUGUAGGUAGGUGUAAAUAGACUGAGGCUGCUAUUUCUCAGUUUUGUGGCUUGAUUUAUUUACCUGGCAGUUUCAUUUUGCUCAGGCUUAGGACAAUGUUGUUCACUGAGCUUGAGAGUACAAUAAAUACACGUCGGUUCUCACAGCUAGCAGUUGGAUUUUAACGCUCAAAAACAUGGUUUUAAUCAAUAGUGCGGAGUAAACAAAUUUAACAGGUUAUAAAAUCUGAUAUGGUAUCGGGUGGAAGAUGUGUCCUGCCUAUUAAAUAUGUUGGUUCAUUGAGAGUUACAUGGACUGUCAAUUUUUUUAACAUACUAAGGUUCAAUAAAAUGCAUGAACGAUAGGAAAAUGCUGAACAUUAUUUUGAAUACUAGCUGCUCGGACAUUAACUAUGGCCUAUGGCGUACCUGCUUUCAGAUAAAAAUACAUAUCUUUGCAUAUUUUAUUCCAUGUGUGUUCUGAAUAUUUUUCUUAAAUUAUGAAAACCUUACAGCUGAGAAGAUAAUGUGCAAAAUUGCCCUUUCAAUUGGCCCAUUUUUUUUCCCAAGAGUUCUCUUUUGUAAUGUUUAAGAGUUGCUUUUUAAUGAAAACAAUCUAAGAAAUCUGCUGAGUGCGAGUUGUAUUGAAAGCUUCGGACCUCCUCAGUAGAAAUCAAGCCUAUAACAAUACUAUCUGUGUGAUCUGUGGGUUGUGCUAGAGCAAUUCUGGUUUUUGUAUUGUUAUUUAACAUACUUAACACACUGCCACAUUGUAAUGAAUCAGAGAAAAAUUAAUUUUUCUAUACAGUAAUAAACCUGCACUACAAAAAGUAUUGAGAAAACGUGGAAAUAUGUAAAAGUAUGUAUCCACAAUGAAGUCUAUGCUUUUAGUUAAGAAAUAAACACAUUUCAGUGAACUUUCAUGUGCUUAGAAAAAAAACCAGUGUGGCAUAGUUUGGUUCUUUAAUUCAAUUGAAGUUAUAAAUGAACAGAAAAAUCCAUGGGUGGAAUCGAGAUUGUUUCUACUGUGUUUCUACAAUAGAUUUUGAUUUUGUGACUUAAUUCUGAUAUGGAAUCUUAGCUAUCCUAUACACAUUCUUGAAGAAAUGUAUUUUUUAAAUUUGACAGUUAGAUGUAGUCAGAUGACUGUUGAGAAAGAUCUUCAGGGGGCUCUGCUUUGCCACCUACAGAUAUAAUAUGUCACCUCCCUGUCUGGAUCUCACUUUGUAUUUGUGUGUGGGUAAGCUCUGAGGUCACUCUUCAGGAGUGAGCCCUUAUGCCACACAAUUCACAAAGCAGAGAAAACAGCAGAAACAAUCCUAGGCAAAAUACCCACCUCUGGCUUCUUCAUAAGCGUUUGGUCCGGGAGAAGUCCUUUCUGUUUUAGUUUCUAAUGUAGAUAGGGUCCAUUAGUAAAAGUGAAACUCAGUUUUAAGUAGGGUGAAUUGGAUAACCAUUUACAUGUGAGAUGGCUUUUACCUUUGCUUAAGUAAAAGUUUGGGAUCACCUCUGCGGAAGGGAAACCGGUAGUGCAUUUUCAAUCAGGAAGAGAGGCAAGAUGGUGUGUAACGUUUGGAGAUGUGUCUGAGGAUGAAUGUAAAUGUUCCCAUUUUAUUGAAAGCUAAGAACAAAAAAAAUGUAGGGUGCUACUAAGGAUCUUGGAUGCCAAGAGAUGUUUUUGAGCCAAUCUGUAAAGUGAUAAUCCAUAAAUUACAUUUAAAAUUGGAAAAGUAGGACACGAAUUUUAAAGUAAGCUGGUUUAUCUUUGGAAUGAUACUGGGAAAUUGGCUUUAAAUGUAACCAUUCAGAUCAAAAUUUAUUUAUGGAAUCUGAUUACACAACUCAUGUUACUGCCUUCCACUAGCCGGUCUUAAAAUGCCUUUGUCAGAAUAAAAUUAACGACACCUCUUUUAUAACAGGUGUGUGUUUUGGAGUGAUCCAUACUAAGGUGGAUAUUUAUGAUCCUAAAACGUUUAUUAAGCAUCGUAAAUGCACAACUGCCAUCUCCAAAUAUUUUCUUAUAAUACUGUUUUUAGAAAAAGAAAAUUGUUUAAACAGAAAAACAUGGUAUUUUCAUUUACUCAAUUUCUAGGGUAUUAAGACUUCACUAAAUAAAAUUUUCCAAUCAAAAUUCCUAUAGUCUUAUUUUCCAGUAGUCUAGGGAUUGGUGUGUGAUUAUUGUGUCCACCUGCCACUGUUUUUUAAGUCACUAGACUUGAGAAGUAUUCAGACAUUUAGAUGGCUUCACAGAUAUAUUGCUAGUUCAGUCAUAGAUUGGAGUUUGCAUAUUGUAAUGUAAAUGUAUGUCAACACUAUUCUAAAUAGUUUAUGACUGAAGUUUAAUUAAAUAAAAGUUGUAAAAUGUGAUGUGUAUGUGUAUAUACUGUAUGUGUACUUUUUAAAAUAGGUAUAUGUCCUGACCCUUUUUAUACAGGUUUGAAUUUGAAAUUACAUUAUAUAAACAUAUACUUUAUUGUUCUAAAUAAAGAAUUUUAUGCACCA
Messenger RNA from Peromyscus californicus insignis, 5700 nucleotides. RefSeq names its product KIT ligand (gene Kitlg). The coding region runs from base 525 to 1340 and encodes 271 amino acids. Gene Ontology annotation, cellular component: plasma membrane. Gene Ontology annotation, biological process: cell adhesion; positive regulation of cell population proliferation. The record is from RefSeq and is a predicted model, not a curated record. The transcript has 10 exons. Lineage: Eukaryota; Metazoa; Chordata; Mammalia; Rodentia; Cricetidae. Gene Ontology annotation, molecular function: cytokine activity; stem cell factor receptor binding.